Haliotis rubra (blacklip abalone) is the source of this 1560-nucleotide messenger RNA. RefSeq names its product probable ATP-dependent RNA helicase DDX56. Gene Ontology annotation, cellular component: nucleolus. Gene Ontology annotation, molecular function: ATP binding; RNA helicase activity; nucleic acid binding. The transcript has 16 exons. Bases 13 to 1506 code for a protein of 497 amino acids. Lineage: Eukaryota; Metazoa; Mollusca; Gastropoda; Lepetellida; Haliotidae. The record is from RefSeq and is a predicted model, not a curated record.
UUGUGCAAACACAUGGUAGUGUGUACGAGAAAACUUUCAAUCAUGUCAGACGAUGAUGUUGAUUCCGAAUGUAUUGGCUUUCACGAAAUGGGACUUGACGAUCGCCUUUUAAAAGCAAUCUCUAAGUUAGGCUGGAGAAAACCAACCCCUAUUCAAGAGAAAGCCAUUCCUCUGGCAUUAGAAGGCAAGGAUGUGCUGGCUCGUGCUCGCACAGGAUCAGGCAAGACUGCUGCAUUCUGUCUUCCUGUCAUACAGAAAAUACUGGCAGCAAAGCAGGCUGCCUACAGAGCAGUGUGUCGGGCUGUCGUCUUGACUCCAUCUAAAGAACUGUGUAAUCAAGCCUUCAGAAACAUCAAGGACUUGACCAGCAGUUGCUCGGGAGGUGAGGUAGUAAUGUCUAUUAUCUCCCAACCCAGCCCUCUGACCUCUCAAAGGCGAUGUUGGGUGCUGGCUCACAUUGAGGCCAGCAACCUGUGUCGUGACUCUCUGGAGAUGGUCAUUAUAGGCCGAAAGAGCAGACCUUUGGUACUUUCAUUUGGAUAUGAACUUGACAUCAAAGACUUCUGGAACACCUGCCAAAGAUCUAUCAAGCAUUUACUGAUGUCUACCACUCUGACAGAAAGCGUGAAGGCCCUGAAGAAGAUGGUUCUCCACAAGCAGCUGUUGAAGCUGUUCCUUGAACAGUUUGGUGUCAAUGCUUGUGUCCUCAACUCGGAACUACCAGUCAACUCCAGGUGUCACAUUGUCACCCAGUUUAAUGAGGAUGUAUACAGCUACAUCAUCGCAUCUGAUGAAACACUGCUGGCUGAUCCCAAACAGAAGCCACAGGACAAGAAAAAACACAAGAAGAAGAUCCAUGAGUAUGGAGUGUCCCGCGGAAUUGAUUUCCAGAAUGUUUCAAACGUGAUCAAUUUUGACUUCCCCCGGAAUGUAGAGUCCUAUAUUCACCGAGUAGGCAGGACAGCACGAGGGAGUAACCAUGGCACAGCGCUGUCGUUCGUCAACAUCAAGGAGAUGUCCAUGUUGCAAGAGGUGGAGGAUGAACUAGCAGAUCAUGCACCGGAGGGUGAAAAUCUCUUCAAACCUUACAACUUCAAAAUGGAGGAAAUUGAAGGCUUCAGAUACCGAGCAAGGGAUGCAAUGCGGGCGGUAACAAGGCUGGCCAUCCGAGAUGCCCGAAUGAAGGAGAUUAGACAGGAGCUGCUCACAACAGAGAAACUAAAGUCUCACUUUCAAGACAACCCUCAAGACCUGAGAGUGUUGCGGCACGACAAAGCUCUCCACACAGUCAAGAAACAAGUCAUUCUCAAGCACGUCCCAGACUACCUCGUUCCGAAGACUCUGAAGAAUCUACAGCAGGAGGAAAAGACGGACAAAACCAGAAAAAGUGGCAAACACGGCCCAUCAAGGGGACAGCUGAGGUUCAAGAAAAGACAAGGAGAUCCUUUGAAAGGUUUUGAGUUCACUGGUCUCAGCACAAAGAAGAAGAAGAAGAAAGCAAAAUAGAGGAGAGAUGGUGCCGCUUGUAUAAAUCUGUAAAUAAAUAUAAAAAUUAUUGAA